AAAGGAGAUGGGUUUGCAUACAACUGUGGUGCAUUUUGACGUUGGGGAUGAUAGAAUUGAACGAGUUGUCUUUUUACUGGCUGAAGACAGGGUCUCUCAGUCUCUAGCUUCCAGCAAUCCAUAUAGAAGAGCUCCAAGAAGAAGAAACCAAUUUGCUGUUGAUGAGUAUGUGGUUUCUUCCCGUCCUGCUAGGAGAGCUGCUCAAGGAUAUUAUAAGAAUAGGCUUCCCAAAUAUCCAAUCCCAAAAGAUGUUAGAGAGUUAAUUGAGAAUAAGCAAGUCCCUGAUGUUCUUACAGAAGAUUUAGUAAGAAAGAAUUAUGCUUCCUUCUUCAGCACAUUGCUUAUAAUGGAAGAGCUACAUUUAGAGGAAGAAAUGAAGGCUUAUAACAUGGAAUGUGUCUCUAUGAGGAGAAAAGGGGCACAAUUCGUGGCACUUGAGGUCCCAGGGCUAGCUGAAAGGAGACCUUCACUUGUACAUGGUGAUUUUGUUUUUGCAAAGCUUGCCUCCAAUGAUCCUGGGAAUGUUUCUGUUUAUCAGGGUUACAUCUACCGUGUGGACGCUGAUGAAGUGCUUUUGAGAUUCGCCAAAGACUUCCACAGCCACCAUUCAAAUGGGAACUUGUACAAUGUCCAAUUCACAUACAAUCGUAUGAACAUGAGGAGGUUGUAUCAAGCUGUUGAAGCAGCUGAGAAUCUAGAGGAUGAUCUUCUCUUUCCAUCACAUUCAACAAAAAGGAAAUUAAUUAAGACCAAGCCAUUCGUGCCUCUUACAUGUAGUCUGAAUGAGGAGCAAAUGCAUUCUGUUGAGAUGAUUCUUGGUUGCAAAGGAGCUCCUCCCUAUGUAAUUUAUGGGCCUCCUGGCACUGGCAAAACAAUGACUUUGGUGGAAGCAAUCUUACAGAUAUAUAAAACAAGAAAUUAUGGUCGAAUUCUUGUGUGUGCUGCUUCAAACAGUGCAGCAGAUCACAUACUGGAGAGACUUGUUUGUAAUGAGGCUGUUGAAGUUAAAGAGAGUGAAAUAUUUAGGCUAAAUGCAACUAGCCGUUCCUAUGAGGAUGUUUCACCUGAUUUCAUCCGCUUCUGCUAUUUUGGGGAGUCCAUUUUCAGUUGUCCCCCACUGAAAGCCCUGAAGCGAUACAGAAUCAUCAUAUCAACAUAUAUGAGUUCCUCUCUACUCCACUCAGAAGGACUUGAACGUGGUCAUUUCUCACACAUUUUCCUUGAUGAAGCUGGCCAAGCUUCAGAACCAGAAACCAUGGUUCCUAUAUCCAACCUGUGUCAACAGGACACAGUAGUUGUACUUGCUGGAGAUCCAAUGCAACUUGGUCCUGUGGUAUAUUCAAGAGAUGCAGAGAAUUCUGGAUUGGGAAAAUCAUACCUUCAAAGGCUGUUUGAAAGUGAAUUCUAUGAGAGCGAAGAUGAAGCUUUUGUAACAAAAUUAGUGAGAAAUUACCGCUGUCACCCAGCAAUUCUAGACCUUCCUUCGAGGCUUUUUUAUGGAGGGGACUUGAUUGCAUGUAAAGAAGAUAACUCUUUCUCCAUACUUUCAAAGGUAGAUUUCUUCCCAAACAAACAGUUUCCUGUUCUGUUUGUUGGCAUUCAAGGCUGUGAUGAAAGGGAAGGAAAUAAUCCAUCAUGGUUUAACCGAUUUGAGGCAAGCAAGGUUGUUGAUAUCAUCAAUAAAUUGAGAUCGAGUGCUGAUCUAAAUGAGGCAGAUAUUGGUGUAAUAACACCUUACCGCCAGCAGGUGCUCAAGAUAAAGAAAGUUCUUGAAACCUGGGACUCGCCAGAUGUCAAAGUUGGCAGUGUCGAACAAUUUCAGGGACAAGAGAGGGAGGUCAUUAUUGUAUCUACAGUGAGAUCAACUGUCAAACACAAGGAGUUUGAUAGAACUUACUGUCUCGGAUUCCUCAGCAAUCCAAAGAGAUUCAACGUUGCAAUUACUCGGGCCAGAUCCUUGCUCAUAGUUGUUGGAAAUCCUCACAUUGUCAGUAAGGAUCCUUACUGGGAGAAGCUGUUGUGGCGUUGUUCUGACAAUAACUCCUAUCAAGGUUGCCCACUUCCUGAAAGACAGUAUAAUGCAGCUGAACCCAGAGCUGAGGUAAAUAGUGGACCUGAGGAUUCGUACUGCUCCAAUGCAGGGAAUUGGGAUCAUUCUUCCUCUCAAGAAAACCCUGUCGCUGAUGAAGCUGAAUGGUCAGAUGGAUGGCAGUCCUGAUAAUAUAAUAUUUCCAUUAACAAUAGAAACCUUUAAAUCUGGUAUGCAGAGAUAAAAUUAAAAUCUAACACCAUGGAAUUUUCUUUGUAGUUUCAUAAAUUUUCCGACAUUAGAAAUUGUCUAGGAAACUGUUGGUUUAUAGAUUAUGGGUUAUUAACGGACUGGAUAUCCGUCUUAGCUCGAGAAAUGCCAUCUCUGUUUUCAAUCUGGUAAGAAUUAUAAAGUUAUGGGUAUAUA
Messenger RNA from Rubroshorea leprosula, 2455 nucleotides. Lineage: Eukaryota; Viridiplantae; Streptophyta; Magnoliopsida; Malvales; Dipterocarpaceae. The record is from the annotation of a GenBank genome assembly.